UGAGUUUAAAACACAACAAUUAUUUGCUUAAGUUCUCCAACUUUAUUUUCCAGGUGUGUCUGCCCAAUCUUUUCUUCAUUCUUUUACACUGGCAAGUGGUGCUUUUAAUCUACAAGUUGCCACUCCAGGGGGGAAGUUAAUUGACUUUGUCGAUGUGAAUGAAAGCAACAUGCGUUGGAUACAGGACUUCCGUAUGAAAUCUUAUGCAAAUCCUGCCAAGCUGGAGUCAAUUGAUGGUGCUAGAUAUCAUGCCUUGUUGAUUCCUAACUGUCCUGGAGCUAUGACUGACCUUGCAAACAGUGGAUACCUAGCUAAAAUAUUGCAGCACUUCAGCAAUGAGAAUAAGCCUAUUUGCGCAGUGGGACAUGGCGUUGCUGCUUUAUGCUGUGCCACGAAUGAAGAUAAAUCCUGGGUAUUUCAGGACUACAGCCUGACAGGGCCCUCUUUAUAUGAGCUGAUAAGGCAGCCCAAUUUUGCCAGUUUGUCCAUUAUUGUGGAGGAUUUUGUGAAAGAUUCUGGAGCUACUUUUAGCGCCAGCAAGCCGGAUGCUGUACACAUAGUUCUGGACAGGCACCUUGUUACAGGACAGAAUGAAAACUCCACUGUUUUAGCAGUUCAGAACCUUAUUCUUCUUUGCAAUGGCAGGUAAGGAAAUCUCUGUAAAUCACAGUGGGAAUGAGUACAACAGAAGUAUGAGUCUCUUUAAACUGCAGUUGAACUACAUGUUUUGUCUCAUGUUUUUUAAUCUCCUUUUACUAACAGCAUUUUUACUUACAAUUAUUGGGUUUGAAAUGUGCAGCUACACUCAGACAGAUAAUGGGGAAUAAAGAAUUUGGUUUUAAUUAGCCUUUUCAUUAGGAGAAAGGAAUCUUUUGUGUAUAAAUUUUUAGUGUCCGUUUCAGAGGAACUUCACCUGUACC
Messenger RNA from Pelodiscus sinensis (Chinese soft-shelled turtle), 920 nucleotides. The record is from RefSeq and is a predicted model, not a curated record. Lineage: Eukaryota; Metazoa; Chordata; Testudines; Trionychidae.